Molecule: messenger RNA, 1951 nt
Organism: Elgaria multicarinata webbii
Lineage: Eukaryota; Metazoa; Chordata; Lepidosauria; Squamata; Anguidae
Exons: 5
Coding region: 8-1186 (392 amino acids)
Source: RefSeq, a predicted model, not a curated record
CGGCGCGAUGGGAGAUGCGGGCGGCGAUGGCCAGGUCCCGGCUGAGACCGGCGGGUUGCGAUCCGGGCCGGGCAAGCGGCCCCACGCGGAGGGGGAGAGCAGCACCGGCGGCGACAACGCAGCCUCGGAGCCGGACCGCUCGGGGAGCCCCUUCGAGGCCCCGAGCCCGCCCGCCUCGGAAGCAGCCAGGCGCCGGGGUCAGCAGAGCGCCGGAGCCGGCCCCGAAGGAGCCCGGGAGGUUCUGCGGGAGCUGCUUUCUCGGGUAUUACGGAGCGUUUGGGGACUUUGGGCCGCCGCCCCCUCGCAGAGCAUCGCCUCGGCCCGGGACCCUCCCGGGACUUCCGUGGCUCAGCCUCUGGAGCAAGAAGCGUUAGAGAGCAGAGACUCUUCAAUGGGGGGUGAAGCAACAAGGGUGAAGGAAGAGGGUCAACUGGAGUCACAGCUGCAGGUUUUGAGGAACUCCUCCCACCCUUUGGCCUCAGACAUCGUCCGGGCCCUGGGGGAGCUCGCUCGAGUUGCUGCCCAGCUGGUGACGGAGGCGCAGCAGCCGAGCAGCAGCCCAGGAGGCCCGGAACGCCCCCCGGCCGACGAGGAGCAGCAGCGGCGGUUGCAGGAGCAGCUGGAAAGCCAACAGGAGCUGGUGUCCCAACUGCUGGCCCAGAACGAGCAGCUCCAGCUAGAGGUGCAGGAGCUGAAGAGGGCCCAAGAGGCCACCAGGACCCAGGCAGCCGCUUACCGAAGGCCGGCAGCUCCGCCGCAGUGGUAUUUCCCUGUGCAGAUCCGGGCGACUGGGAAGACCGGCGGCUGUGAGAAGCAAUUUUUAGAGGACGUGUCUAACGGCCUGGUCGGCAACAGAGUCUUUCUCCGUGUGGAGGAUUAUCAGAAGAACUCGGACUGCUGCCUUCUGGUGUUCUGCCCUGUAACCUCCCGCAUGGGCACUGACAUCGAAAAUGCCCUGGAGGGGCUCAGCGGUGUGCAAAACACCAUCUUGGUUGUGUUGCACCUUAAACCGAAGGACAGCACCCGACUGUAUGUCGACACCAGGCGGCAGGUGCAGCAUCCAACUGUGGUCGUUACCGUCCAUGCGUUCUUCACCAUGCAAGACGGAUUCUACCCCUGCAAUGAGAACAGGGAGGCCGUGGCGUCUGUGGUAGCAGCCAUCCAGAACUACGCCAGAGGGAGCUGAUGGGAGAGGCAGUGACUCCUGGCACUCGGCCCUGUGGGGCAGCGUGGGGAUGGAGGGUUGGUGGGGUUUCUCUGCUUGCGUACUCACAAGUAAGCAGAACAAGCAUCAGAAGAAAGCAGGACUGAAUGACUCAGUAGCUUCCGCUGCAGGCCUUGACUCCUCUUACCUCCAAUCAGCAGCGGAUCAGAGAGAAAAGCUCUUAUCUCCAAUCAGCAGCGGAUCAGAGAGAAAAGCUCUUAUCUCCAAUCAGCAGCAGAUCAGAGAGAAGAGCUAUUAUCUCCAAUCAGCAGCGGAUCAGAGAGAAGAGCUCUUAUCUCCAAUCAGCAGUGGAUCAGAGAGAGAAGCGCUUACCUCCAAUCAGCAGCGGAUCAGAGAGAAAAGUAUUUUCCUGCCCCAGAGCCUGGGGGCGAAAGGUGGCAGGCCAGAGGUUCCCCCCAUGCCUGCUUUAAAGGUGAGAGAUUGGGAUAAGUACAGCUAUGGAUAACAGGAAGUCUAUACAGUUAGCGAUACAUUCUAAAGAAUGUUCAGUGGCUAAAACUAGUAACUUUCAGUGUUGCAAUCUGUCUCAUGAUCCAGGGUUUUUCGUUUUUAUCUUACAGUGUAACGAGGGCUCAAGGGACAGGACAGACCCGCUUUUCUUUUUGUAAAUGUUAAGAGUAGGAAGUGGAAUAUAUAAGAAGGAAAUGUAAGAAGUGGUCAAGGUUUGAUUGAGCCAUAAGAGUGUGCGAAUGUCUGUGUUUUAAUAAAGAGUCAACUGUGGAAAAA